AUGAAGAUUAUCAAAAGCUUCACCCCUUCUAUCUUAUUCCUUAAUCUCGUAAGCGACGUCAAAUUCUUGUUCGACAAGGCAUUUACUCUUCUCGGUCUUCUCGAGCCACCGCCGCCUAUACAAGAAGAUUAUCAUCCUGGUGACGGUUACAUUUUUUUGACAAGCAGUCGAUCUGGGUUGAUGCCGGUCCCGAUCCAAGUUCUCAUGGCGAUGAUCAAGAAAAACUUACCGGUUAUUGAAUACGGUGAUUUCAUCGAAAGACUGGAAGACCAUGAGGAUGAACAAGUGAAGAAUGGUGAUGAUGACAGGGUAUGCAGAGUAUGCUUGGAAUCCAUGGAGAGAAGUGAUGAGAUGAGAGAGCUUUGUAUGUGUUCUCAUGUGUUCCAUAAAGACUGUAUUGAUUCAUGGGUUAAUGAGGGUCGGGUUACUUGCCCUUUGUGUCGGUCUACUUUGUAUCCCGAAACGAUGGAUUGGUCCAGAUCUGAUAUUAAUCUUUUCGUUCAACAUUAA
Messenger RNA from Hibiscus syriacus, 510 nucleotides. Its product is annotated as E3 ubiquitin-protein ligase RHA1B-like. Gene Ontology annotation, molecular function: zinc ion binding; ubiquitin protein ligase activity. The transcript has a single exon. Gene Ontology annotation, biological process: protein ubiquitination. The record is from RefSeq and is a predicted model, not a curated record. Lineage: Eukaryota; Viridiplantae; Streptophyta; Magnoliopsida; Malvales; Malvaceae. The coding region runs from base 1 to 510 and encodes 169 amino acids.